Nematostella vectensis (starlet sea anemone) is the source of this 1221-nucleotide messenger RNA. RefSeq names its product 5-hydroxytryptamine receptor 1A. NCBI's taxonomy places the organism in Eukaryota, Metazoa, Cnidaria, Anthozoa, Actiniaria, Edwardsiidae. Gene Ontology annotation, molecular function: G protein-coupled receptor activity. Bases 1 to 1221 code for a protein of 406 amino acids. Gene Ontology annotation, biological process: G protein-coupled receptor signaling pathway. Gene Ontology annotation, cellular component: membrane. The transcript has a single exon. The record is from RefSeq and is a predicted model, not a curated record.
AUGGCUACCCCGCCACAUCCACCGCCUCCUGUUCCACCUGUAUUUCUAACAGACGGCGGCGGAAACAGCGUUAGCCAUAUCGGUAAUACAGACUUUAUUUCAAUUGAUAUGCUUGCCCAGCUCGCUGGAUGCGGCUUCAACCAAACUUUCCUGGAAGAUUUCGGCGUCAACAUGACGUACGUAAGCUCCCUGAACAUCUCGCAUCAGGUUGGCUACUGGUCACUGAUACUUCUAGAGUUGAACUGCUCAAGAGGACCUUUUCCUACCGAGCCACCGUUUACUGAUGAGUCCUCGAGUUCAAAACAAACUGGCUUGCUCAUUGCCUACUUUGCUACGAUCAUGGCACUGGGGCUAUCCAUGAAUAUCUGUGUCAUCGCGACUAUUCUACAAGCCCGCAGACUCAGGACUGUUACAAACACGUUCGUCUUAAGUCUGGCGUUAGCUGACCUUCUGAUGGCAGCGGUGGUUAUUCCGUUGCAGAUCCACGAUGUUCUACAGCCGAGGGUACUAUCUCACCUCCUGGAUCCUCUUUUCCCGAUCCUCGGCGUCGCGUCACUGCUCAAUUUGUGCGCCGUGACUCUUGAUCGCUUCUUUACAAUCACCAGGCCGUUAACGUAUGAAGCAAAAGUGUCUCCGCGCCGGGUCGGUAUAAUCAUCGCCUGUAUUUGGCUCAUAUCCAUCGCUCAAGAAGCAGUCCGGUUUUCCAUCCGUGAAGACCACCCCGAGCAAAUAUUUCAAGUCGUGCGAUUCGCGCUGGUGUUUAGCGUGCCGUUUACCUGCGUGUUGUUCGUGAACGUGAAGAUUUAUGUGAUCGCGCGUGCCCACUCGCGUCAGAUCGCCGCUAACGAUCCGAACCUCGACGGUCGUAGCACCAGAAGCUUCGCAAAAAAGCUAAAAACCGCGCGCAUAAUUGGUCUGCUGGUCGGCACCUUUGUACUUACGUGGUUACCGUUUUUUGUAAUGACUGUUUGCGAGAUCUUCAUCAAACUCAGUCUUCCCAAACAAGAAGUGCUGGUCCACGCGCGGAAACUGAAAAUAGGGAACACUGUUUGCGCGGCGCUAGCAUCCAGCACGGCUUUUUUUAAUCCGCUGCUGUACGGGUUAAUGCGCAAAGAAGUCAGGGAGGCAAUGUUAAGAUGCAUCAAGUGCCAAAAUAUCAACCAGAUAGAUGGUGAAGGGUCUACCGGACGCAAUGAGGCCACAACUCACUUUCACAAAUGA